Molecule: messenger RNA, 1677 nt
Organism: Capsicum annuum
Lineage: Eukaryota; Viridiplantae; Streptophyta; Magnoliopsida; Solanales; Solanaceae
Product: syntaxin-121
Exons: 2
Coding region: 171-1070 (299 amino acids)
Biological process (GO): vesicle fusion; exocytosis; intracellular protein transport
Cellular component (GO): plasma membrane; endomembrane system; SNARE complex
Molecular function (GO): SNAP receptor activity; SNARE binding
Source: RefSeq, a predicted model, not a curated record
UGAAUUAGACGACCUAUUUGACUAGUCUUCUUUUUCUUCCCAUUAUAUUCCAACAACAACUACUAUAUUUUCAUCAAACUUUCAUUUUCAUAUUUCAUAUUGUAUUGUUUUUGUUCUAGUUCUACCAAAUAAUAUAAUAUCAAUAGUUUCGAGUUCUUGAUCAUUAAAACAUGAAUGAUCUUUUCUCAGGAUCGUUCUCUCGUUACAGAGAGAACGAUCAAGAUUCUCAUAGCAUUGAGAUGGGAGGAGACACAGGAGGUGUCAAUCUUGACAAGUUUUUCGAAGAUGUUGAGGUUAUCAAAGACGAGCUGAAAGGCCUCGAAAAGCUCUAUGCAGAGCUACAAAAUGCUAAUGAGAAGAGUAAGACACUUCACAACGCGAAAGCUGUGAAAGAAAUGAGGUCAAAAAUGGAUGAUGAUGUUAACUUGGCCUUGAAAAAGGCCAAGUUUAUUAAAGUUCGUUUGGAAGCGUUGGAUAGGUCCAACGCUUCCAAUAGGAGCCUCCCCGGUUGUGGACCGGGGAGUUCCUCUGAUAGGACGAGGACAUCUGUUGUUAGUGGAUUGAGAAAGAAACUACAAGAAUCUAUGAAUCAGUUUAAUGAGCUGAGGCAAAAGAUGGCUUCUGAAUAUAGAGAAACAGUUGAAAGAAGAUAUUAUACUGUUACUGGUGAAAAACCUGAUGAACAAGUUCUUGAUACACUCAUAUCUACUGGUCAAAGCGAGACAUUCUUACAAAAGGCAAUACAAGAACAAGGACGAGGUCAAGUGAUGGACACGAUAAUGGAGAUUCAAGAAAGGCAUGAAGCUGUAAAGGAGAUCGAGAGAAACUUGAAAGAACUUCAUCAAGUGUUCCUCGACAUGGCGGUUUUAGUAGAAUCUCAAGGUGAACAACUAGAUGACAUUGAGAGUCAAGUGAAUAGAGCUAACUCAUUUGUUAGAGGGGGUGCUCAACAAUUGCAAGUAGCAAGAAAACACCAAAAGAAUACAAGAAAAUGGACUUGUUUUGCCAUCAUUCUUUUGCUUAUCAUCAUCUUGAUAGUUGUUCUUUCCAUUCAGCCAUGGAAGAAAUGAGUGGGUGGCGUAUGUUGCUCGGACUCUUCAGAAAUGACAUCGGGUGCGUGUUGGACUCUUCAGAAGUAGUGCGUUUUUGGAGGAUCCAACAGGAGCCCGACAGCAUUUCUGGAGAGUGCAAGCAAAUGGUGGGAAGGUCUUUUGGUUUAGUUGGGUGGAGUACGUUGCUCGGACUCUUCAAAAAUGACAUCGGGUGCGUGUCGGAACCUUCAAAAGUAGUGCGUUUCUGGAGGAUCCAACACGGGUGCGGCAACAUUUCUGGAGAGUCCGAGUAACUGGUGGAAAGGUCUUUGGUUUAGUUGGGUGGAGUACGUUGCUCGGACUCUUCAAAAAUGACAUCGGAUGCGUGUCGGAUCCUUUAAAAAUAGUGCAUUUCUGGAGGAUCCAACAUGGGUACGGCAAUAUUUCCGGAGAGUCCGAGCAACUGGUCGACGGACCCCUUUUAAUUUUUUCUUUUGAAUGUUUUAUAGUUUAUUAUUUUAGUCAUGCUUAUUUUUUUGUGUAUUUUGGGAUAUUUUUCUUAAUGGGGGUUCCAGUGUGUUAUUCUAUUUGGGAUUCUUUAUUGUAAUUAUUGAUGUUUUUAGAGUAUAUUUUUUUUGUUGUGACA